Malania oleifera is the source of this 2163-nucleotide messenger RNA. Its product is annotated as pentatricopeptide repeat-containing protein At3g04760, chloroplastic. Gene Ontology annotation, molecular function: protein binding. NCBI's taxonomy places the organism in Eukaryota, Viridiplantae, Streptophyta, Magnoliopsida, Santalales, Ximeniaceae. The transcript has a single exon. The record is from RefSeq and is a predicted model, not a curated record. The coding region runs from base 405 to 2138 and encodes 577 amino acids.
AAAUGUUGCCUUUUUAUAAUUAUUUGGAAAAUUAAUAACAUUAGCUUUCUAUUUUACUUGGUAAAAAAUAAUUGAGAGAGAGAGAGAGAGGCUUGAUCCUAAAUUGGGUGGACCAGUAUGCUGUCCUUGUUCUGCCGCGAGUGUAAUUGUUUUUUUUUUGGUCUCAGUGCCACGUGUUUCCUUAUCUUCUACUUUGAAAAGGUUAUCUGAAAUCCAAUGGGGUAAUCCCCUCUGUAUGGCCUGGGCUGAAGCUCCAAAAUAUCAACACCCCAGUUCAUCAUCUCUUGUCAAGCUCCUUUAUUUUUUUGUCCCUUUCACUGUCAUGCACAUACACAUUUCUCUCUCUGUUUUCUUCAAGAUGAAGGAAAAGAAACUUUAAAAAAACAGCACAACACCAGCAGUCAAUGGCAAACUGUUCUGCAGAAUUCAUUCCUCAAUGUCGCCCGUUGUGUACUCCACUGAUGUCCGCCUCAAAUUCUCAUCAUACUUCUGUGGUCAGCUGCAGAAACCCCAACACAAACGACAGCACCUCAAGAAACCCGUCAAAGGUUAAGGUUUCUGCUGAGACAAGGCCAACCCAUUACAAAUCCUACGACUUCAAAGAAACCCAUAUGAUGAAACUCCUAAACAGGACCUGCAAAGCACGCAAGUAUGAUGAAUCACUCUACUUUCUCGAGCGCAUGGUGGACCAGGGCUACAAACCAGAUGUCAUUCUCUGCACAAAGCUCAUGCAUGGGUUCUUUAGUUUGAAAGAAGCCGAAAAGGCUAUUAGGAUCAUGGAGAUUUUGGAGUCAUAUGGAGAACCCGAUGUCUUUGCAUACAAUGCAUUGAUUAGCGGAUUUUGUAAGGCCAAUCAAAUCGAUUCAGCUGUUGAGACGCUGAACAAGAUGAGAGCUAAGGGCUUUUCACCCGAUACCGUUACUUAUAACAUAAUGAUAGGGAGUCUUUGUAGUAGGGGAAAGCUUGGUUCUGCCUUGAAGGUCUUAGAUCAGUUAAUGGAAGAUAACUGCAAGCCUAAUGUAAUCACCUACACCAUUUUGAUAGAGGCAACCAUUCUACAAGGGAGUUUCAAGGAGGCUAUGACCCUCCUAGAUGAGAUGCUGUCAAAGGGGCUUCAGCCCGAUAUCUACACUUACAAUGCAAUCAUUAGAGGGAUGUGCAGAGAAGGAAUGGUGGAUCGAGCAAGCGAAUACGUUAGAAGCUUAACCCUGAGGGGCUGUGAACCAGAUGUGAUCUCCUACAACAUAUUGUUGCGUGCGCUUUUGAACCAGCGCAAAUGGGAUGAUGGAGAGGCGCUUGUUGCAGAGAUGUUUUCGAGAGGAUGCGAGCCAAAUGUGAUUACUUACAGUAUAUUGAUUGGUUCGCUGUGUCGCGACGGCAAAGUGGAGGCAGCGAUGAACGUGUUGAAGGUUAUGAUGGACAAUGGAUUUACUCCCGAUUCAUAUAGUUAUGAUCCAUUCAUUUCUGCAUUCUGCAAAAAAGGGAGAAUAGACUUGGCAAUUGAGUUCUUGGACUAUAUGAUCUCCAGCGGCUGCUUGCCAGAUAUUGUAAAUUACAACACAAUCUUGGCUGCUUUGUGCAAAAAGGGAAAUGCCAAUCAGGCUUUGAAAAUCUUUGAUAAGCUCGGUGAGGCUGGCAUUGCUCCGGAUGCGAGUUCCUACAACACAAUGAUCAGUGCACUGUGGCACAGUGGGGAUAGACCUAAAGCUUUGGGAAUGGUUUCAGAGAUGGUGAACAGAGGGAUUGACCCUGAUGAGAUUACUUACAACUCCCUCAUAUCAUGUUUGUGCAGAGAUGGCAUGGUAGAUGAGGCCUUGGGGCUUUUACGGGACAUGGAGAGGAGUGCAAUACGUCCAAAUGUCAUUAGUUACAACAUUGUUCUUCUUGGUUUGUGCAAAGCACAUAGAAUGGAUGAUGCUAUUGAACUGCUGGAUGAAAUGGUCGGACAUGGAUACCGUCCAAAUAAAACCACUUACGUUCUGCUGGUUGAAGGGAUUGGUUUCGCUGGAUGGCGAGCUGAGGCCAUGCAGUUGGCGAAUUCCCUUCUUGCAUUGCGUGUCAUCUCAAAACAUACAUUCAAACGCUUGAGAAAGACAUUUCCAUUGGUUGAUGCAUACAAAGUACUCACUAAGAAAUAACUUGUUUGAUGAGUUUAGUAGUUCC